Messenger RNA from Callorhinchus milii (elephant shark), 2848 nucleotides. RefSeq names its product neural cell adhesion molecule 2. Lineage: Eukaryota; Metazoa; Chordata; Chondrichthyes; Chimaeriformes; Callorhinchidae. Gene Ontology annotation, molecular function: protein binding. Gene Ontology annotation, biological process: cell-cell adhesion; axon guidance; nervous system development. Gene Ontology annotation, cellular component: axon; plasma membrane. The record is from RefSeq and is a predicted model, not a curated record.
GGUGUAUGGGUGAGGGUUGUGGUUUGCACAGUCCAUGUGUACCGCCUCUGAUGCGGAGGAAUAUUUUGGCAGAGGUUGGCAUUGAGAUCUAGUUCAGUGUGUGGCAGUGUUUGGAGAGAGAGACAGAGAAGGAGAGAGAGAGAGAGAGAGAGAGAGUCUAUCUGAUGCUAACGUUAUCCUCUGCAACUAACCAACCAACCAACCAACCAACCCAGUGCAAAACAACACAGAGCCCAGACCACAUCCCAAACCCUCCUGAAAAUGAUUGUCGCUUCAUUCUGCUUCGUCGGAUUGCUCCUGUGCACUGGAGAAGCCGUGCUGCAAGUGACCAUUUCUCUGGGCAAAGUGGAGCUGAGUGUCGGCGAAUCCAAAUUCUUCACUUGUACAGCCAUCGGGGAACCCGUCAGUAUAGAAUGGUUCAGCCCCGAUGGGGAGAAGAUUUUGUCCAGCGAGAGGGUCGUGGUCCAGGUGGAGACGGUGAGAUCGAGGCUGACAAUCUACAACGCCAACGUGGAGGACGCAGGGAUCUACACGUGUCAAGUCACCGAUGGCAAAGGAGCAUCGCAGGAGGCCACUAUUUUGGUGGAAAUCUACAAGAAGCUGACGUUCAAGAACGUCCAGUCUCCCCAGGAGUUCAGAGAAGGGGACGUUGCGGAGGUGGUGUGCCAAGUGAGCAGCUCUCCGGCUCCUGUGGUGACCUGGCUGAACAAUAACCAGGAUAUCACCGGCCCGCAGUACGAGCAGUUUUUAAUGCUCGAGAACGGGAACCUGAGGAUCCUCAAUGUCAGCAAGAAGAAUGAAGGUGUGUACAGGUGCGAAGGCAGAGUGGAAGCCAGAGGAGAAAUCGACUUUCGGGACAUCACUCUGAUUGUCAAUGUUCCUCCGACCAUUUCCGCACAGCAGCGAUAUGCAAACGCAACAGCCGGCCAGAAAGGGGCAGUGACCUUCAAGUGUACAGCCACCGGUUCUCCCCAGCCCACGAUCACCUGGCACAGAAAGGGGAAACUGGUUGAAGAAGGUGAAAAGUACUCCGUGCUGAGGGAAGGCAAUGAGUUGUUCAUCAGGAACAUUGUACGAGGCGACACAGGAGACUAUAGUUGUCGGGCAACAAACAAAGCUGGCAUCACGGAGGAGCUAAUGGAACUCAACGUCUUCGUGCAACCACACAUCACGUUACUGGAAAACGCAACCGCGACUGAGAAUGGCCACGUGCUGAUCACCUGCGAGGUGGACGGAGAACCAGCUCCCACCGUCUCGUGGCGUAGGGUAGGGAACGCCAGCGUCUUGCUGGAGGGAGAGAAGAGCCAGGAUGGGAGGAUCGAGGUGAGGAAACAGAAAGGGACGUCGUCUCUGUUCAUCAGAACAGCCACGGCUGAUUCUGGGGAUUAUCACUGCAAAGCCAUCAGCCCCAUCGGACAAGACCAGAGGAGCAUGCACUUGGACGUUCAAUACGCUCCCAAGUUUCUGUCGACCCAGCUCACUUACUACUCGUGGGAGGGCAACCCGGUGAACAUCAGCUGUGACGUGUCGGCUAACCCUCAGGCGUUCAUCCACUGGAGGAGAGGAAGCACCGUCCUUCCGGACUUGAACAUACCCGACAUCAGCGUUCACAAGAAGGAGACCAAGGUCCUACUGGAGAUCACACCACGAACCGACAAGGACUUUGGCAACUACAACUGUACGGCCGGCAACAGGAUAGGGACCAGAUCUCAGCAGUUCAUCCUUGUCCAGGCAGCUGUGCCCUCCCGUCCUUACGGGCUGAGGGUGGUCUCGGUGUCUCAGACGGUGGCGAAGAUUUCCUUCACCAAACCCGAUUCCCACGGAGGGAUCCCCAUCCACCAUUAUCGGGUGGACUUCAAAGAGGCGGAUUGGGAGGACUGGAGAACCGUCAACUCCAACGGAAGCGAAACGCACUUCGUCCUGACCCACCUGAAGCCCAACACCACUCACCGAUUCAGAGUGUCGGCCGUCAACGGCAAAGGACAGGGAGAGCCCAGUCAGCCGCAGACCUUCGAGACCCUGCCAGUCCGAGAACCCCUUCCGCCCAAGGUGCAAGGCCACAGCGGCAGUGACAAGAACUACAAGCUGAUGGUGACUGAGCAAGAUGAUGGUGGAUCGCCCAUUCUGGAGUACUUCCUGAGAUACAGGAGCGUGAGUACUAAGGACAAGGAGGAUGAGUGGAUACAGAAGACCUCCGAGGGGAGCAAAGAUUCCAUUGUGCUGGAGGACCUACAAUGGGACGUGCAGUAUCAAGUGGAGAUCACAGCCAUCAACCGUCUUGGCUCUUCCCACCCCACCUUGUACGAGUUCACCAUGCCUCCCAAACCCAACACCAUUAGCAACACGCUGUUCAGCAGCCUGGGUCUCGGCGCGGUGGUGGGCCUGGGAGUGUGCGCCCUGCUCGUCAUCCUCGUCAUCACCGACGUCAGCUGCUUCUUCACCAAGCAGUGCGGCCUCCUGAUGUUCAUCACCACCCGUGUCUGCGGCAAAAGCAACAGCUCUAGCACCAAAACCAAGGACGCGGAGGAGGGCAAAGCCGCGUAUCUCAAAGAUGGAUCGAAAGAGCCCAUAGUGGAGAUGAGAACGGAAGAGGAACCAAUCACAAACCAUGACGGGAGCCCAGUCAAUGAGCCGAAUGAGACCACACCCCUCACAGAACCGGAAAAGUCACUCUUAAAGGAAGACAACGGCAAAGAGGCCUUGAGUCCAGAGACUGAGGAGGUGUCAGUUACCAACGACAUGACCACGCAGUCGAAAGAAGGCGGCAGCAAAGCAUAAUGGCGACAAGAGGGAGCUUUGUCGUGAGCUCAGUGAAGGAAGGAUUCCCACCCCACACUGCACCCUACCA